Molecule: messenger RNA, 1268 nt
Organism: Seriola dumerili (greater amberjack)
Lineage: Eukaryota; Metazoa; Chordata; Actinopteri; Carangiformes; Carangidae
Gene: dpm2
Product: dolichyl-phosphate mannosyltransferase subunit 2, regulatory
Exons: 4
Coding region: 37-288 (83 amino acids)
Biological process (GO): GPI anchor biosynthetic process
Cellular component (GO): dolichol-phosphate-mannose synthase complex; endoplasmic reticulum membrane
Molecular function (GO): enzyme regulator activity
Source: RefSeq, a predicted model, not a curated record
GCAGGAAGCGUCAGCAAACAACAGUACACGUCAGAAAUGGCUACAGGCGUGGAUCAAGCAGCUGGCAUGAGUCUUGUUGUCUUCAGCCUCCUGCUGUUUACAUACUACUCAGUCUGGGUCAUCGUCCUGCCUUUUGUUGACAGUGAUCAUGUGCUGCACAAGUACUUUCUUCCUCGGGAGUACUCGGUCAUCCUCCCUGGCAUCGCUGCAGUAAUACUGCUCCUGUGUAUUGGGGCCUUCACUGCUGUUGUCAUGUGGAAAAACCGUAAGCCAAAGAAAGCAGACUGAUCUCAGGAUCCCUGAUGCUGGACUCUCUCUGGGGCCCCACAAACAAAGAUCCCACCUCUGUUUUCUGAUGACAGCUCCUGAACAACAGCGUUCAUACUUACAAAGUUAGAUAGAGAUUUAUUUUUUAGAGAUUUUAUUAUACCUUAGACCUCGGCGCCCCCAAGUGGCAGCAUAAAUAACACACAGUGGACCAAACUUCUCUGGGAUUGUCUCAUUCUUCUACAGACCAAAAUAUGUCAUGAGAAUAACUGGAAAUGUCACAAAAAGGAAUUUACUGAUAGUGUGAUAAAUAUGUCAGAAAAUCGCUUUCAGUAUCAUAUUUAAAAGACCUACAGACUAAACAUAACCCUCCACUCUGUAGGAUUUCAUAGGGAUCCAGUUUAUUUCAGACCAAAUACUACAACAGGAUAAAACAACCCUGAUCACAAAGGCUCCAUGACGACAGAAUGUAAAUCCCUCUUCUCUGUCUUUUUAUUAGUCACACAAUGUGUAAGGUUUUGAGGUCAGGUUUUUUCUUCGUUCGGCUCCUCAUCAUGACGUCCUGCGUCAUUCAGUAAUGUUUGGCUGUUUGACACAUGAUUCAGUCCAUGGUGCAUAUUUGCAGUAAACACGUUGGCAAAUGUCAUCAGGAUUUUUUCCCUCUGAGGAAGUGAAACACUGGACACAGGUUGACAGGUUAAAGUGAGCUGGUUCAUUCUAAAAAGACACCAUAGCUGUGUCCCAGUUCAGAUUCUGUGUUUGAAGACCGAUUGCAUCACAGCGGCGCGACUAGACUGUCCCAUUUUAGAGGUUCCUGAGAAAUGCGUCUGGGACGUUCUUCUCCUGGGCCAUGAAGGUUCCAAUCGGUAGAUCUUUCGUGGUCCAAGAUUCAUUGUGAACAGGUAACGAAAACAAUGUGUCAGCAAACAAACUGACAGAGAGCCUGAGGAUUAAGUGUCAGUAUCGGGUUUCAGCUCAGUUCAAAAGCUAAUGGUACAACU